AUGGCCGAGACUAAGAAGGUCAAGUCCCCCAAGGACUUCGCUAUUGACUUCCUCAUGGGUGGUGUUUCUGCUGCCGUCGCAAAGACCAGCGCUGCCCCCAUCGAGCGUAUCAAGCUGCUUGUUCAGAACCAGGAUGAGAUGAUCAAGCAAGGCCGUCUUGCCACCCCCUACAAGGGCAUCGGUGAUGCCUUCAGCCGUACCUACAAGGAGGAGGGUAUGGUCUCCCUCUGGAGAGGAAACACCGCCAACGUCAUCCGAUACUUCCCUACCCAGGCCCUGAACUUCGCCUUCAAGGACUACUUCAAGUCCCUCUUCGGCUUCAAGAAGUCAGAAGGUUACUGGAGGUGGUUCGCUGGCAAUGUCGCUUCUGGUGGAGCCGCUGGUGCCUCUUCACUGCUCUUCGUCUACUCACUCGACUACGCCCGUACACGGUUGGCUAACGACGCCAAGUCGGCGAAGGGUGGAGGAGCCCGUCAAUUCAACGGUCUUGUUGACGUCUACAAGAAGACUCUUGCCUCUGACGGUCUUGCCGGUCUCUACCGUGGUUUCGUUCCCUCAGUCGUCGGUAUCAUUGUCUACCGUGGUCUCUACUUCGGUGUCUACGAUUCGCUCAAACCUGUUGUCCUUGUCGGUGCUCUCGAGGGUUCGUUCUUGGCUUCCUUCGCUCUCGGUUGGGGUGUCACCAUUGGUGCUGGUCUUGCUUCCUACCCUCUCGACACCAUCCGUCGUCGUAUGAUGAUGACAUCUGGCUCUGGUGUCAACUACAAGUCCAUGUUCGAUGCUGGCUCCCAGAUCAUCGCCAAGGAAGGCACGAAGUCCCUCUUCAAGGGUGCUGGUGCCAACAUCCUCCGUGGUGUUGCCGGUGCUGGUGUGCUCUCGUUGUACGACAAGCUGCAACAAGUGAUGUUCGGCAAGGUCUACUCCGGUGGAUCUGGUUAA
Molecule: messenger RNA, 939 nt
Organism: Pleurotus ostreatus (oyster mushroom)
Lineage: Eukaryota; Fungi; Basidiomycota; Agaricomycetes; Agaricales; Pleurotaceae
Exons: 7
Coding region: 1-939 (312 amino acids)
Biological process (GO): mitochondrial ATP transmembrane transport; mitochondrial ADP transmembrane transport
Cellular component (GO): mitochondrial inner membrane
Molecular function (GO): ATP:ADP antiporter activity
Source: RefSeq, a predicted model, not a curated record